AUGACGAAAAAAAAAGGUACAAAGAAGCCCAUGGAUCCAUCUAAGAUAACACCUGAAUACAUAGAGAAACAACGACGACUAAGAAAUGAAAGGAAAGAAAAUGAGCGGAAAGAGAAAGAAGCUCGAGGUGUGUUCGAUUCACCUGGACCAAUUGAAAAAUUUAUCAAGCGCCCCUUCCUUGAGGUGGAGCCACUCGAUGAUUCCAAAUUUAAUAUUGCUAUAAUGAGCUAUAAUAUGCUAGCUCAAUGUUUGAUUCGAAGAGAUUUAUAUCCAACUAAUGGUAAAAUAUUAAAGUGGUCGGUUAGGUCAAAGAUAUUACAUGAGGAAAUAAAUUGGUAUAAUCCAACCAUUUUAUGUUUACAAGAAUGUGACAAGUUUCAAUAUUAUCAUUUUUGGCAGGAAGAAUUGAAAAAGUUAGGGUAUGACUCGAAGUUUUAUAGAUAUAAUACGAAAAAUCAUGGACUUGUCAUUGCAUUUAAGUUAAAUUAUUUUACUUGUAAAUAUCAAUCUUUCAUAAAAUAUGACAAUCAUAUUAAUUAUUUGCCUGAUGAAGUCAGACUCCCGGAUGCUAGAAUCAUCACAAAGAACGUUGGCUUUAUGUGCUUUUUGGAAUUUAAACCAGAAUUGUUGAACAAGUAUUCAUAUUUACUGAAUAAACACGGGAUUAUUAUUGGGACCACUCAUUUAUUUUGGCAUCCUUUUGGUACUUAUGAAAGGUGCUUACAAACAUAUAUGAUUCUACACAAGCUCAAAGAAUUUCAACACACAUUGAGUAUACUUUUGAAAACGAAUAACGAAUUUUAUUCGUUCUUCACGGGAGAUUUUAAUUCAGAACCAUUUGAUGCUCCAUAUUUAUCGAUGGUAAACAAACCUGUUGUGUACGAAGGUUCAGUGAAGAAUGCUUUAGGUUGUUCAUUGAGUUACACUUUUUCAAAAGAACGAUCAUUGGAUGACGAAGACGAGGAAGAGGAAGUUGAAAAGGAUGAAGAUAAAAUGCAAGAAGAGGAUGAUAGCGAUAAUGAUGAUGAAAGUGGUCAAGAGGAUGAAUCGAAAGUUCUCGACCAGAGAGAGAUCGAAAGACAAAAUAACCCGAAAAAUCCAGAGCCAGAUGUUUUCAUACCGACCAAAGAGCUGGAAGAAAUUAUGAGUCAACUUGAAAAUGCACAUAAUGAUUUAAAUGUCAUUGCGAUUUCUCUAUAUUCUGUUGGCUAUAAAAUUGUUGAUCCCAAAAAUGCUUUGAACACGAACAAUGAACCAUCAUUUUCAAACUGGGUAGAUAAAUGGAAUGGGAUGCUAGAUUAUAUAAUGAUAAUAAUUCCAUGGGAUAAGAAUGAAUUUAAUAAACCAUUAAACAGUGAUUCACCACAAAAACUUUCAAAAUAUGGUAUUAAAUUAACAAAACUACUUAAAUUACCAACCCCAGAAGAAAUGGGUGCAAAACCCAAUGGACAGCCUAGAAUGAAUCAAUAUCCAUCCGAUCACUUAUGUAUAAUGUGUCAAGUCGAGCUUUUAUAA
Molecule: messenger RNA, 1515 nt
Organism: Lodderomyces pseudojiufengensis
Lineage: Eukaryota; Fungi; Ascomycota; Pichiomycetes; Serinales; Debaryomycetaceae
Product: RNA exonuclease
Exons: 1
Coding region: 1-1515 (504 amino acids)
Molecular function (GO): poly(A)-specific ribonuclease activity
Source: RefSeq, a predicted model, not a curated record